GAACGCAAAGCACCUCCUCACGAUGGAACGUAGCCACAUAAUUCCGACCAAUGAUAGUUUGGACGAAUUGCUGAAGGGUGGCCUGUACCCAGGACAGUUGUGUGAGUUGUGCGGACCCUCAUCCUCCGGGAAAACUCAAUUAUGUUUGACGGUAGCAGCUAACGUUGCUGGCCGGUCGGACGUCGUUGUAUGGUAUAUCGACACGAAAAAAGAUUUCUCCAGGUUGCGAUACGAGGAGAUCAUGAGGGCGAGGAAUUUUACACAAAAAAUUAUAGAAGAUUCAUUGCGCAGGACAAAGGUUUGUCGAGUGCGUUCCUCCCGUGAAUUGAUACGAGCCCUGCAACAAUUGGUAACUCUUUGCAAACAGGAGCGGAAUGGUGCGUCUUUCGCAGGGAAAAAGGCUCUUCUUGUGAUAAUCGAUUCCUUACCAGCAGUUAUCUUCAAGGUAACGCGAUACGCACAACAAAGUGAUUUCGAGACGACUUAUGAGCUCGACGAUUUAGCCGAGGUAUGUCGAUUCCUCACAAAGGAAUACCAGGCAGUCGUAAUUACUGUGAAUUCAGUUACUCGAUGGGAGCAAACAGACCCCGCCAACAUAACACCGGCGUUAGGAAAAUAUUGGGCGAGGAUACCAGCCACGAGAUUGCUGAUAGCAAGGCGACAUGGUGAAACUCGGAGGAUUAACAUUUGGAAGGAUCUGAGAUUAAUCGAGAAUUCGUUCUGCACUGUAACUAUAAACGAUAUCGGAGUCACUUCAUAAUAAGCUAUAGUAAAUCAAUAUUUACAUAUAUGAUUGAUCGUUAUUAAGUUACAAAACAUUAUUUCUUAAAUUGUGAUAUUCGAUGUUUCUUUCGAUGUUAUUUUUUAUAAUAAAUAUUUUUUUAAUCUUA
Molecule: messenger RNA, 890 nt
Organism: Temnothorax curvispinosus
Lineage: Eukaryota; Metazoa; Arthropoda; Insecta; Hymenoptera; Formicidae
Gene: Rad51D
Product: DNA repair protein RAD51 homolog 4
Exons: 4
Coding region: 23-760 (245 amino acids)
Biological process (GO): double-strand break repair via homologous recombination; DNA strand invasion; reciprocal meiotic recombination
Cellular component (GO): centrosome; Rad51B-Rad51C-Rad51D-XRCC2 complex; replication fork
Molecular function (GO): single-stranded DNA binding; four-way junction DNA binding; ATP-dependent DNA damage sensor activity
Source: RefSeq, a predicted model, not a curated record